This is a messenger RNA of Closterium sp. Naga37s-1, 1599 nucleotides long. The record is from the annotation of a GenBank genome assembly. Lineage: Eukaryota; Viridiplantae; Streptophyta; Zygnematophyceae; Desmidiales; Closteriaceae.
AUGGUGUCAUCCGUUGCGCCCCGCGUCGUCCUGCUCGAUCGCCCCUCCCGUCGCGCGCCCGUCGCUGCGACCGUUGCGACGGUCGCGAUGACGGACGUGGCUGUCGUGACGGCGAGCUGGUUGCCCGUCGCUCGUCCCGUUCGUCGCCCCGUCGCUCGUGACCCCGUCGCCCCGCCGUCCGUCCGUCGCCCCAUCGCCCCACCGUCUGCCCGCCCCCCUGUCCCGCUCGUCGUGACGCUCGGCGAAUCCCCCGUUCCAGCCCCUAGAGCCGCGCGCCGUGCUGCACCAGCAGCACCUGCAGCGGCCGCCGUAGCCAAUGUCACCGCCCUUCAUUGCCCCAUCCGCGGCGGACGGUCUGGGGCAUCAGUGGCUGGACUUGCGCCCGCGGCUGCGGGGGUGCUGAAGCCUCCUUGCCCCCCCCGCCCCUUCCUUUUCCUCCUCCUCAUCGCUGCAUCUGCAACUGCUCUCCUCCCUCUCGUUUCCCCCCUUUCUCCCUCUCGUUUCCCCCCUUUCUCCCUCUCGUUUCCCCCCCUUCCGCCUCUCAUCUUCCCCCCUUCCGCCUCUCGUUUCCCCCCCUUCUCCAUCUCGUUUCCUCCCCUCCUCCCUCUCGUUUCCCCCCUCCACCCUCUCGUUUCCCCCCCUUCCGCCUCUCAUUUUCCCCCCCUUCCGCCUCUCGUUUCCCCCCCUUCUCCAUCUCGUUUUCCCCCCUCCUCCCUCUCAUUUUCCCCCCUUCCGCCUCUCGUUUCCCCCCCUUCUCCCUCUCAUUUCCCCCCCUCCUCCCUCUCGUUUCCCCCCCCUUCCCCCUCUCGUUUCCCCUCCUUCUCCUCUCAUUUCCCCCCUUCUCCCUCUCAUUUCCCCGUUUUCCCCCUCUCGUCUCCCCCCCUUCUCCCUCUCAUUCCCCCCCCCCCUCCCUCUCGUUUCCCCCUUUUCUCCCUCUCGUUUCCCCCCUUUCUCCCUCUCGUUUCCCCCCUCCUCCCUCUCAUUUUCCCCCCUUCCGCCUCUCGUUUCCCCCCCUUCUCCCUCUCAUUUCCCCCCCUCCUCCCUCUCGUUUCCCCCCCCCUUCCCCCUCUCGUUUCCCCUCCUUCUCCUCUCAUUUCCCCCCUUCUCCCUCUCAUUUCCCCGUUUUCCCCCUCUCGUCUCCCCCCCUCCUCCCUCUCGUUUCCCCCCUUUCUCCCUCUCGUUCCCCCCCCUUCUGCCUCUCAUUUCCCCCCUUUCCCCCUCUCGUUUCCCCCCCUUCUCCCUCUUGUAACUCCCCCUUCCCCCUCUCGUAUUCCCCCCUUCCCCCUCUCGUAUUCCCCCCUUCCCCCUCUCAUUUCUCCCCCUCCUCCCUCUCGUUUCCGACCCUUCCCCCUCUCGUUUCCCACCCUUCCCCCUCUCGUUUCCCCUCCUCUCAUUUCCCCAACUUCUCCCUCUCAUUUCCCCCCUUCCCCCUCUCAUUUCCCCGCUUUCCCCCCUCAUGUCGCCCUCCUUCCCCUCAUUCACCCUUUCCUUACCCUCAUCUCCCCAUCUCGUUUCUCGCAUUUCCCCUACUCCGUCCCCUCGUUUCCCCCUCUCCCCUCAUUUCAUCCUCUCGAGGGUUCGGCUUGCCCUUGUCUGUAA